AUGGCUGAUGAUGAUCUUGUGACCGUUGUGGGAAAUCCGGGCGAGCCUCCUCCGGCACUUCAAGAUCAGGUGGCAGAUAUGACGGAAUACAUGGCGGACUUCUACACCUCCAUGAAGGCCGUGAGCCCUGAGAUGGUCCGAGGCAUCCGCGUGUUUCAGAUUCUCCAAGCUCUUCCCCUGCUCUGGUUCCAUGGCGAUUUGCCUUCGCUGUAUCAAUUGAGCGAGGCAUCUGCGGAAUUGGACGAGUUUUGGUCACACAGUUGGCGGGCGUCCCUAUGGAUAAAGUACGUCAACAUCCUGUAUUUGAAUAACUGCUCACUGGCGAGCGGUGUCGGAACCUUCUUUGCCGCCUUGGCAGCCCUGCUUUACUACGUGGGUGUUUUACCCGUGUGGGAAUCAGGAUAUCCGCGCUGCAGAUGGUCCACAAUCUUUGGCAUCGCAGCAUUCUAUCUGAGCCUCUUACUUUACAGGCGGUCAAAGCUCGUUUUCUUCGAUAUCGGCUGCAUACACCAACGCGACGGAGCAUUGAAGAUACGUGGUCUCCUCAGCCUGGGUGCAGUCCUGAAAAGCUCGAAGUCAUUGCAGGUGCUGUGGCACCGGACUUUCGUGACGAGACUCUGGUGUCUCUUCGAAAUUGGAGCUUUUCUGCACAUCCGUCAAGAAGAAAAGAGGCCGCUGGCGGUUUGCCCACCACUGUUGGGGCCUGGUGCACUUGGAUUCCAUGUGUGUGCGAGCCUGUUUGUCUGUGCGGUGCUGUUUCUGGUGCAGCUGCGACAGAUAGCGAUGAGUGGCUUGAUCCUGGUCGGCUGUCUGUUUUUCCUGUCGUUCACCAUGUUUGUACAUGCAAUGCGGGCAUACUGUCGAGACAUCGAUACGAUGCAACGUCAGCUGAUGGAGUUUUCAGUUAGCAGCGCUACAUCACACUGUUGUGAAAGCAGCUCGUGCGCCAACCACGUUUCAAUUUGUGAUCGUGAAGUGAUCCUUCAGUGCAUCGUUGCCUGGUUCGGGUCAGUUGAGAACUUCGAGAUCCAUGUCCGCUCUGAUGUCCGUGUGUCAAUGGCAGGUCAACUUGCAAACGGAGCGUUUCUGUACCACCGCAUACUUUCAGCGACCACGCCACUCUUUUGGUUCUAUUUUGAUGUGACCAUCAGCGUGAAGGAUCAUCGAAAACUUCCGUCUCUAUUCCGGAGCUUGGCGUUGUGGCUCGCUGCACUACCCUGCCUGGUCAAGCUGAUGCUUCACUUGAGCUAUCGGCUGAGGACCAAGCGCGGCAGUGUCUGUGCGGAUUGCUUGGUCUCCGCAGGCCUUAUGCUUUCAGUUUCCCUGCUGGUCUUCGCUCUUCUCGUGGGCGGGAUUUACCUUUUCGACCCCAACGACGAUUCCAUGAUGAAGACUUUAACCUUCUUUUUCUUGUCAAUUCUAAUCACGGGUUUGGUCUGGCAAAAAGUGCCAACGAUCCGAUUGGACCCACAUCCCAGCUCGCUGCCUGCGUGCUAG
Messenger RNA from Symbiodinium natans, 1497 nucleotides. NCBI's taxonomy places the organism in Eukaryota, Dinophyceae, Suessiales, Symbiodiniaceae. The record is from the annotation of a GenBank genome assembly.